GAUAGUGCCAUCAAUAGAAAACCAUUCCCAGUUUAGGGUCACACUUUAUUCUGCACGUGUGUCAAACCGCCAAUAACAUUAUUAUUAUUGUUUUUACGGAAAAAUGACCCAGGCGGAUAUUGUAAAACGCCUCCGGGAGGAUUACGAGAGGCUACACAGUGGGGAAAAAAAGUCAAAGGCUAAAGAGGACCUGCUGUCAAUUACCAAGAACUUUCACCAGCGCGUUCUAGAUCUGUUGACCACCCACAAAGUCCCCUAUGCUAAAAAAGAAGACGAGGAGACGUACGAGGAUUACUUGCUUUCGGACGACGAGGGAGCAACAAACAAAAAGAAAAAGAAGUUGAAACUUCCAACAAAGAAGACGGACGAAGCCGAUGACGGAGAUGUGGACGAGCGAAUCGCUUCCAUCAAAAACAAGCUGCGCCAAAAGAAGAAACCAACCACUGAAAAGCAACAAAAACGUCGCGAGGCCAAAAAACUGAAGCGCAGCAAAGGAGUUCAGAAGCUGCUACUCUCCUCGGCGAAAAAUCUUAAAAACGAGACCGUCAAGCACCAGAAACUGAAGAAUGGAGUGAUUAAGAGCGAGCAGGAUGUGGACCCGGAAGACAGCAAGGAUGACAUCAAGUCAGUAAAGGUGCAGCCUGUUUACAAUCAGGACGCCAAAAUCGUCUACUCCAAAGUAGACUUUGCGGCGAAUCCCGGUGGAAAGACGAAGAAAUCCCAUCAGAAUCCCAAGGAGAUACUCAAAAAGUUGCGCGACACCAAGAAGCAACUUACCGAGCUGCGGGAACAGGGUGAUACCGAAAAGGCUGCCGAAAUGCAGAAUGAUAUCGCCUGGCGCAAGGCCUUUGACAAAGUGGAGGGUAAGAAGGUAAAGGAUGACACCAAGCUGCUGCAAAAGGCCAUAAAAAAGAAGAGCAAGGAGAAGAAGAAGGCCAAGACCAAGUGGACGGAACGAAAACAGAAGGUGGAGCACGACAUAGCCAAGCGGCAGAAGAAGCGCCAAGAGAACCUCGACAAGCGCAGCAAGGAUAAGAAAAAGAAGAAGCUGAAGACGGCUGCAAAGAAGGGACGAAUAAUACCUGGAUACUAAAUAAUAUAAGAUCAAGAUUUAUACAAUCUUAGCAAAAAAAAAAUACUAUAUUUUAAAAAAUUUAAUUUUAUUUGAUUUUGAAAAAUAUUUUUUUUAAUGUACUGUUGGAAAAGGCCAGGAAAACGAACCUCGACUUGAUCCGAUUAUAAUCAAUGCCAAUAAUUAUAAUUAUAGGCAUUGGGCAUAUUUAAAAAUGACCCCUUGGAAAUCCACUCAGAUUUUCUUAAAAAAAAAAAAAAAGAGUAAUCUUUGGGAAUUCUACUACUUUUUUUGUUUCUUUCGCCUACGCCUAAAUUCAUAAUUCCGGCCCCGUAGCAAUCCAAAAUUAGUUUACAGACCAAAAUUUCAAGUACCAUUAGCUUCUUCCGCCCGCGUUUGGCAACGCGUUUUUUUGCCUGCGGGAUUUCAUUGUCUGUCCACUGUGCGUUUUCGUCCAACGAAGAAUAAGAAGAAGAGCAGCGCUGCAAACAGCUGAUGUCGAUAGCGAUUGUUGCACAAACUAUCGUUUUUGUAUCAUCCUGGGUGGAAUUUUUCCAGAUUUUCCGCAGACAUUCGAGGGCAUUAUCUUAAAAAAUCGGUGGAUUUAAAAAUAAUAACAUCAAGUGUUUAUAAUAGUGGGAAGAAGAAGCACAGCGACAACGAGAGAAGAGCAGAAGCAGCGAGAAACACACGCACGCACACAGCCAAACACACAAAUUACGUGCAGAGCGCAAUCUGUUCCCCCAUUUCCAACGAAAAUAAGCAAACGAUAGUCGGAAAAGCAGCACACAAUUACGGCGCAUUUCGUACGGCAAUAAGGAAAAGCCAAAGAAAUCUUCUCCAGAAGAUCCGGCCGCAACAACAUCAACAAUUCGUCGAAUCUGCACCAGCAGAGGAAGAGCACGAAGAAGAAGCACCCAAGCGGCCAGCUGAGCAGUGUAGAAGCAUAAGGGGGAAGGGAAACGGAGCAUAAAGGUAGCAGAAGGAGCA
This is a messenger RNA of Drosophila ananassae, 2062 nucleotides long. RefSeq names its product surfeit locus protein 6 homolog (gene Surf6). The coding region runs from base 104 to 1093 and encodes 329 amino acids. The transcript is spliced from 2 exons. Gene Ontology annotation, molecular function: DNA binding; RNA binding. The record is from RefSeq and is a predicted model, not a curated record. Lineage: Eukaryota; Metazoa; Arthropoda; Insecta; Diptera; Drosophilidae. Gene Ontology annotation, cellular component: nucleolus. Gene Ontology annotation, biological process: ribosomal large subunit biogenesis; ribosomal small subunit biogenesis.